AUGGCUACAAAUACUACCAAACCCAUACAUAGUCUUAUCAUUGACGCAGGACCAAUUAUUAAGAAUGACCCUUCGGUCUCUACGCUUCUUGGCCAAGCAGAACACCUUUAUACUAUUCCCCUCGUUAUCGACGAAAUCAAAGAUGCCGUUACAAGAGCCAGAUUCGAGACUAUAUUAUUACCUUUUCUCAAAUUAAGAGCGCCUAGAUCAGCCAGUAUUAAAGUUAUAACUGAAUUCGCGCGGAAAACAGGUGAUUUGGAAGUACUCAGCAGACAAGAUAUUCAUUUGAUGGCUUUAGCAUAUGAGCUUGAAUGUGAACGAAAUCAUGGAGAUUGGAGAUUACGAAGUGUACCAGGACAAAAGAGAUUGAACGGAGCACCUCCCGCAUCAUUAAGUGGCGAAAGACCUGCCGAUGCCACAGAGGCACCACAAACGACUACAGAUGCAGCGGCGCAACCAGCAAUCGAAACCAGAGGCGCAUGGGGAACAUCAAUACCUCAAGCAACAGAAGAAUCUAAAGUGGAGACACAGCCCAUUGAGGAAGCAUUGGAGGCUACCCAUAUAUCAACAGCCGAUGAUGCAAAGAGCGCAGAGAAACCAGCAGAGGAUGUAGUCACAGAAGAAUCGACCAAAGACGGAGUCACAGAGGAACAAACCCAAGAACCAACUUCCACAACGGAGCCCGAGACUAUUCCAGAAACAAUAGAAGAAGUUCCCGCCUCUGAAUCCGACGCCGAAUCUGACGGCGAAGGCUGGAUCACCCCCUCCAAUCUAAAAAAGCAUCAACAAAAAGACACAAACUCCUCCUUCUCCCCCCAAGAAGAAUCCAAAACCAUCCAAGUAGCAACCAUCACCACCGAUUACGCCAUGCAAAACGUAAUGUUACGCAUGAACCUCAACCUUCUCUCCCCCUCUCUCCAACGCAUCCGCCAGCUCAAAACCUGGGUUCUAAGAUGUCACGCCUGUUUCUCCAUCACUCGAGAAAUGACCCGACAAUUCUGUUCCCGCUGUGGCAAACCCACUCUCCUCCGUACCUCCUGCUCAACCGAUAAAGACGGAGUGGUAAAAAUCCAUCUCAAGAAAAAUAUGCAGUGGAAUAACAGAGGAAAUGUAUACAGUGUCCCCAAACCAGUUGCCGGGACAGCGAAUGGAAAGAAUAUCAAAGGGGGUGGUAAAGGAGGAUGGGGUAAUGAUUUGAUAUUGGCGGAGGAUCAAAAAGAAUACGUGAGGGAAAUGGCGACGGAAAAGAGGCGCAAGGAAAAGGAUCUUAUGGAUGAAGAUUAUCUACCUAGUAUCUUGACGGGAGAUCGUGGAAGAGCCGGUGGAAGACCAAAAGUUGGAGCGGGCAAGAAUGUCAAUUCAAGGAAACGACAUUAG
This is a messenger RNA of Botrytis byssoidea, 1377 nucleotides long. RefSeq lists its product as uncharacterized. NCBI's taxonomy places the organism in Eukaryota, Fungi, Ascomycota, Leotiomycetes, Helotiales, Sclerotiniaceae. Gene Ontology annotation, molecular function: RNA endonuclease activity. Bases 1 to 1377 code for a protein of 458 amino acids. The record is from RefSeq and is a predicted model, not a curated record. The transcript has a single exon. Gene Ontology annotation, biological process: maturation of SSU-rRNA; ribosomal small subunit biogenesis. Gene Ontology annotation, cellular component: preribosome, small subunit precursor.